AUAUUGAAUUUUUUUGUUAUUUAUCUUUGAAUAGAAAAACACACAAUGUUUGGUCUUAAAAUAAUGGCAGUAAACUAGGGUUUUGAAAAGAAAAUUCAUGGUAUGUCGGUGGGAAAUGCAGGAACAAGCAUGACCAACGAAGGGAAUGGGAGUAUAUGAGUGAGAGCAAGUGACUGUAUCAUGAGAUCCAUAAUCUCUUUCUCUCAAUCUUUUUUUAAUUUUUAAAAUUUUCUGAAUAUUCUUUUUAUUAUUAAUUUUUAGUAUAAGUAUGUUUUUGAUUUGAUCAAAUCGAGAACGUUGAAGGACUUCGACCUUUGAUCACUUGGAGCUUCGAUCUGGUUGUCAGAUUCCCAUUAUUGGUUUCCUGGUUCUUUGAUGCUUCUGCUAAUGAAGAUUGCAAGUACAUCUCAGAGAAUUUCAUGCGUUUAAAUUGGAAACGUGGCUUCUUUAGUGUGGAUUCGAUAGAAAAAGGUGGUUCUGGUUAGUUCAAAGAUUCAGUAUCUCGAUUGAUGUUCGUAUUGGCUUUUAUUUGCGAACAUGGAAUGGUAUGCUUGACGCCAAAAGAGGAACUUUGAAGCUGAAGAGCUCAUCUUUUAACUGAGCAUUAGUUCCGGGUAAAGCAGUUCAUGCGAUCUAGUAGUUGAGUGAAGGGGAAAAAUUUUAGGUUCUGAUAUCAAGAUGGGAUAUCAGUUCUCCAAGCUCGUGCCGUGUUGUUUGGAUUCUCAAUUUAAGGGAUCAGUUCUGGAGGAACCUGAAAUUGCAGAGAAUGAGGAGAAAAGUGAGGCUUAUGGCUUGCCUGCCUUCCGUGAGUAUACUCUUGAGCAGCUUAGGAUUGCUACAUCUGGUUUUGCUGUAGAGAACAUUGUGUCUGAGCAUGGGGAAAAAGCACCAAAUGUCGUCUACAAAGGGAAGCUGGAGAAUCAAAGGCAUAUUGCUGUUAAGAGAUUUAAUAGGAUGGCUUGGCCUGAUGCACGGCAGUUCUUGGCGGAGGCAAGAGCCGUUGGCCAGCUUCGUAACAAUAGAUUGGCGAAUCUACUUGGUUGUUGCUGCGAAGCGGAUGAGAGGUUGCUUGUGGCGGAAUAUAUGCCCAAUGAUACGCUUGCGAAACACCUAUUUCAUUGGGAAAGUCAGCCUAUGAAAUGGGCAAUGCGGUUAAGGGUGGCUCUACAUCUUGCACAGGCUCUGGAAUAUUGUACCAGCAAAGAGCACCCCCUUUAUCAUGAUCUUAAUGCCUACAGAAUUUUAUUUGAUGAUGAUGGUAACCCCAGACUUUCACCCUUUGGCCUGAUGAAGAAUAGUAGGGAUGGAAAAAGUUAUAGUACAAACUUGGCAUUUACUCCUCCAGAGUAUUUGAGAACUGGAAGAGUGACACCAGAAAGUGUAAUAUACAGCUUUGGCACCCUUUUGUUGGACCUUCUCAGUGGAAAACACAUUCCUCCCAGCCGUGCUCUUGACUUGAUACGUGACAAAAACAUUCAGAUGCUGACAGAUUCUUGCUUGGAAGGACAAUUUUCAAAUGAUGAUGGGACUGAGUUAGUACGCAUAGCAUCUCUGUGUUUACAAUAUGAACCUCGGGAACGGCCAAAUCCAAAGUCAUUAUCGGCUGCUUUGACUCCUCUUCAGAAGGAAACUGAGGUUCUUUCUAAUAUGUUGAUGGGUAUACCGCAUAGUGGUGCACUCUUACCUCUGUCCCCUCUUGGUGACGCUUGCUCACGAAUGGACUUGACUGCCAUACAUGAGAUCUUAGAGAAAAUUGCUUACAAAGAUGACGAGGGAACGGCUACUGAGUUGUCAUUCCAAGUGUGGACCAGCCAAAUACUGGAGACAUUGAACUUAAAGAAAAAGGGUGAUGCUGCUUUUCGACACAAAGAACUUAGGACUGCGAUUGAAUGCUAUACCCAGUUCAUUGAUAUUGGAACCAUGGUUUCUCCAACAGUCUUUGCACGUCGUAGCCUGUCUCAUCUCAUGAGUGACAUGCCCCAGGAAGCUCUGAAUGAUGCAGUACAAGCUCAAACUCUUUUCUCUGAAUGGCACAUUGCAUCAUAUCUGCAAGCUGCCGCUCUGCGUGCACUAGGAAGGGAAAAUGAAGCUCAAGUAGCAAUCAAAGAGGCUACAGCUCUUGAAGUGAGAAGAAAUGCCGGUGCUGGACAAUAGAGAGAAGUGACUGGUGGAUCCAUGGAACUCUCAAUUACUUCUCUAGCUGCCCUUGUAAUGAUUGUAAUGCCUUCUGGGCAUAAUGACCGGGCCCUUGUUCGAUUCCAAAAUUCAACACGGUGCUUUGAAUCACAAGGUAGCUAGCCUCCUAAUUUUUUCAUGCCACCUCUGCCAUGGGGGCAGGUUCUAUUGGUUUUUGAAGGCAUUCCUGGCAAAUGUUUGGAUGGGUGGUAGGUUGUCGUCAUUCCUAGUGGUUGAAGGGAGCUUUGCAAUUUUUCUUUUUACCUAUUUGUGAAAUCAUUCCCCUCGAACAGUUUAUCAGCUCUUUUUCCUCAGGUUAGACAUUCAUUGAAAUGCUCUUGCAAUAACUUACAUCUGUAUGCUCUUUCCUGCCAAUUUUUGUGGAACAAAGGGAACAGGGGUAAUGAGAUACUGUUCAAAACUUGUAAUUUGUGUACAGCAACUGGUUCUGGUUUGCUUUGUUGAUUAAAUUGGUUGCUUCUUAUUUGGGUUGUUC
This is a messenger RNA of Telopea speciosissima, 2671 nucleotides long. RefSeq names its product serine/threonine-protein kinase BSK3-like. Gene Ontology annotation, biological process: protein phosphorylation; brassinosteroid mediated signaling pathway. The transcript is spliced from 11 exons. The record is from RefSeq and is a predicted model, not a curated record. Lineage: Eukaryota; Viridiplantae; Streptophyta; Magnoliopsida; Proteales; Proteaceae. Gene Ontology annotation, molecular function: ATP binding; protein kinase activity; protein binding. Bases 679 to 2154 code for a protein of 491 amino acids.